AUGGAUCCUCUCAUAGCUGUCGUAGGUGCAACUGGCACCGGCAAAUCCAAGCUCGCAGUGGACUUGGCCGUCCGAUUCAAUGGUGAAAUCAUCAAUGGGGAUGCCAUGCAAAUGUAUCGCGGCCUCCCCAUCAUCACCAAUCAGAUCCCUCUGGAUGAACGGAAGGGCAUCCCCCACCACCUCUUGAGCUGUGUCGAUCUCGAAACUGAGGCAUGGCGUAUCGGUCACUUCAAAAGAGAAGCGCUGCGAUUGAUCGCCGAGAUUCAAAGUCGCGGCAAGAUUCCCAUCCUGGUUGGCGGAACCCAUUACUACACUCAAGCCGUCUUGUUCAAGGACCAACUGGUCGGUGAGGGAUCCGACGCGGAGGAUGACCAUGUGGCAAAGAAAAAACCAGAGCCCGAAUCAUCGUCCACGUCCGAGAAAUGGCCUAUCCUCGACGCCUCGCCAGAAGUGCUCAUGGAGAAAUUAAAAGAAGUGGACCCAGCCAUGGCAGCACGAUGGCACCCCAAAGACGCGCGCAAGAUUCGUCGCUCUCUAGAGAUAUACUUUCAAACUGGGCGACCGGCCUCGGAGAUUUAUGCCGAACAGCAAGCGGAAAAGGAAAAAGCCGUGUCGCAGUCAGAGGGACUAUUGCGGUUUGACAAGACCUUGAUAUUUUGGGUCCAUGCCGAGAGGGAGGUUCUCAAUCAACGCCUGGACGCGCGAGUGGACGGGAUGAUCCAGCAAGGCCUGCUGGCCGAGGCGGAGACCAUGUUUGAUUUUUUACAAAAGAAGGAAGCCGAAGGUAUGGAGGUGGACCAGACUCGGGGCGUGUGGGUGUCGAUUGGGUUUAAAGAGCUGGCACCAUACUUUACGGCGUGCCGGGAGGGAGGCCGAAGUGAAGAGGAACUGAAAGCCUUGCGAGACCGCUGCGUCGAGUCCAUUCGCAGCGCAACGCGGCAAUAUGGCACAUCACAGAUCAAGUGGAUCCGGAACAAGUUAUGGCGGGCACUCGCUGACACGGGAAUGACUCGACGCCUAUAUUUACUCGACAGCAGCGAUGUCGACCAGUGGACCAAGUUUAUCACGACGCCGUCAGAAGGCAUUGUUCAGGCAUUGUUGGACGGCACAUCUACGCCCGAUCCCAAAUCACUUUCUCCCCUGGCGCGGGCAGUGCUUGGCGCCAAAGAAGAGCAAGCGCAGGCUCCGUCCGGGUCGGUCAUGACGACGUUUACCUGUGAUGUCUGUGGGAAAGUUGUGGUAGGCGAGGAGCAGUGGGAGAUCCAUUUGAAGAGUUAUAGUCACAAACGGGGACUCAAGUCGGCGGCUCGGAAAGCAGAGCGAGAUGCUUAUUUUCGCAAACGAGCGAUGGAGGAACAGCAGAAGGGAGACACAUCCGAGAGUCCUGGAGCCGAGUCACGCGCCAACCCUUGA
Molecule: messenger RNA, 1413 nt
Organism: Penicillium oxalicum
Lineage: Eukaryota; Fungi; Ascomycota; Eurotiomycetes; Eurotiales; Aspergillaceae
Product: tRNA dimethylallyltransferase
Exons: 2
Coding region: 1-1413 (470 amino acids)
Biological process (GO): tRNA modification
Cellular component (GO): mitochondrion
Molecular function (GO): ATP binding; tRNA dimethylallyltransferase activity
Source: RefSeq, a predicted model, not a curated record